Messenger RNA from Penicillium canescens, 2379 nucleotides. RefSeq lists its product as uncharacterized. Bases 1 to 2379 code for a protein of 792 amino acids. The record is from RefSeq and is a predicted model, not a curated record. The transcript has 3 exons. NCBI's taxonomy places the organism in Eukaryota, Fungi, Ascomycota, Eurotiomycetes, Eurotiales, Aspergillaceae.
AUGAAAAACCCCGUUCCCUUGCCGGGGAAGCGCGAAGUACGCAACAUAUGGGCCUGGGCUCGUUCUCUAGCCACUUCGCAGCGCUACGAUGGGGCAGCAGACAGUGAUCCACACGAUACCGAGCUCCUCGUACUUCCCAGCCAACAGUCGCUGGCUUCCGUCUCGAAAACCACGACAAAAGAGCGAACCGUCCAAGAUCAGACUCUUGACACUCCUAUGUUAGGUGAAGCAACAGCUAGUACCGACGAACACAGAGACAUUCCAGCAAAUGUUUUGGAAAAUAACAGUCCUAACAAAUCAAGACCCUCCUGGAUUAAAGGUGUAUACCUCUGUGGAUACGCGACUGCCGGCCUCCUACUAUCAAAUGUCAUAUUUGUUUCCGUGACUGGCGGAUUAUCUUCCAAAUUCCCGGGAACAGGAGGAUCCUCGAAUUCAAAAGUGAUAUAUGACGGUUCUUGUGACGUGACAGGUCGGUGGAACACAGGUCUCCACAUUAUAAUCAACAUUAUCAGCACCUGCACUCUUGCAACAAGCAAUUAUUGCAUGCAGACUCUUGUCGCCCCAACUAGAGACGAAAUUAACAUAGCCCACGCAAAACGCCGCUGGCUUGACAUUGGAGGUUCCAGUUUUAGAAACAUCUUCGCUAUAUCGUAUGCCCGACUCGGUCUGUGGAUAGUCUUGCUACUUACUGCCACGCCAUUUCAUCUACUUUAUAACUCACUCGUGUUUGAGAGCCUAACUUACAACCAUUACUGGUCCUUCGCCGCCCCAUAUGAUUUUACGCCUGAAGACGUGCGAAAUCUCACGACUCCCGCCUUGCAUGAUUGUUUUGGGAUAGGCGCGGGGGACUUAGCGGGUACAAGUCUAGAUUCAGACAAAAGAUUCGACUGGAACCAACAAAUUCUUCAGAUUGAAGGAUCAAAGACUGAGAGGAUCUCCGCCGAGAAAUGCUACGGAAAAACAUCUAUAACCAAUGGCCUAUCCGGCUACAGAGGGAUAAUUCUCCUAACGAGCAACCGAAGUAUGAGCGAUGGCGGAACUGAGUCUGUCCUUGGAAUUGAGAACUGGAGCCACCCCGGCGAAGUUUGGGCCGCUCCGUUUGUGAAUUCGGAUCCCAGAAACAUACAGGAUCAUGAAUGCACAACCUAUGAUGCAUUCCUCCACCUUGAAUACUACAAAAAAGACACAAUGCACGUAACGGAGUGCCUGGCAUUCGAGGGAAAAAGCAAUUGCCAACUGUUUUACAACCCUAUUAUCGCUGUGAUCAUUAUUGUUGCCACCUUCGUCAAAGUUAUUGCGAUCUUCCUGGCCGCCCAACUUCAUAAAUCUCGAUCAACCCCUCUUCUUACGUCAGGUGAUGCGAUAGCUUCAUUCCUGGAGGACCCAGAUGAGACUACGAAAGGCAUGUGUUGGGCAUCGCUGAACAGCACCAAACAGAGAAACUGGAUAACAUGUCCGAAAGGACAGGAACCACAACGGCGGGCCGUAAGAUACCAACGUCUCACCAGGCCUCAGCAGUGGAGAAGAGCAUCUAGUCCAAUACAUUGGUUUGUAACAGUGUUGAUCGUCCUUAUCUGCAUUGUGACCACCACUUUGAUAUACCCGUUCUUUGCUGUGGACUCAAUGAAUGGCGUGGGAACCGACGAACUUACAUGGCAAGCAAUCUGGGACUUGGACUCCAUGGCAAGAAAAAAUGCUAUUACUGCCUCUGGUUCGAAAAACUAUUCAGAACUCCAAGGUGUGGUGAUUGCGAAUAGCGCCCAAUUGGUAGUCACGCUCUGCUAUUAUUUCUAUAAUAGUCUGCUUACAAGGAUGUUAUUGAGUGCGGAGUAUAGCUCUUAUGGGGUUAACAGGAAGCCACUUCGCGUCACUUGGCCUGUUGAGGGUAGCAAGCAGCGUUCAACCUAUUGGCUAUCUAUCCCAUACCGAUAUGGACUUCCAGCGAUGGCCCUAUUCACAAUACUCCAUUGGCUUGUCUCGCAGGGAAUCUAUUUUGUUCUGGCUUUUCCUUACGAUGCAGACGGCAAUCUACUAUACGCGCAGAAGGAAAGCGCACCAAAAAUGUCAUAUAUGCCUUUAAUAUGCGCUGGUGCCCUUCUUGGUGUCCUGGGUAUCAUGAUUAUUGGCGUGUCAUUCCGGAGACUCAAGUCAGCAAUACCUCUCGCGGGAACUUGCAGUGCUGCUAUAAGCGCAGCCUGCCAUCCGCCCGAGAACGUUCGUACAGACACCGUGACGCACGGUGAGCUGAUGUGGGGAGAGACCGAUCUGCCAUGGGCCUUGGACAGCGGGGAUGAUGAUGAAAGCGAUGGCCCAAAGGGACAUUGCAGUUUCACCCCAUCAGAAGCAAGGCAGCCUUCUUUGGACAAGUUAUACGCCUAG